AUGGCCAACUGUUGCUCAAAGCUGGUUCUUUUUAUUAUUACACUUAUCACAAUCGGUGCAAUCACUGCUGCCACAAUCUCUGCUACAGUUCUUAUCUACAAGUAUAAGAUCCCACAAAUCAGUGGUGAUAAGACACUCGCUGCCAUCCUCAUUGUUGCUGACGUAAUUUUCAUCUUUGCUUUCGUUUUCGAUGUUGUUGCUUCAUUCAGCAAGAACAAAUGCAUGUCAGUUAUUCAAUCAAUUAUCUUCCUCGUUCUUGCCGCCAUCUGCAUUGGUAUCAUUGUUGGCACUGUCUUAUACAACAAGAAGGCCUUUGAUAAGUUCGGAGCUUACUGGGAGAACUGCAGCAAAUCAACAAAUGAUUCUUCAUCCGUUUGCGAGGCUAUCAGAGAAGCUGAAAAGACUCUCGGGUGCACUGGCUGGCCAAAGGAGGAAGAAAACGCAACCAACGAAACUAAUUCAUCCACAAAGACAUGCAAGGAUACAAUCCAGGGUGGAUUCAAGAAGUACAUGAUCUUCGUCUAUGUCGCUUUCGGUAUCUUCGCUGCUAUCUUAAUUGUCGGUACAGUUCUUAGCUGCAUCAAGCUUUGCCAGAGCGGUGAUGAGACAAACGGCGCUAAGGAACAGGCUGAACAACCAUUAUCAUACGGCUGGUAA
Messenger RNA from Trichomonas vaginalis G3, 657 nucleotides. RefSeq names its product tetraspanin family. The record is from RefSeq and is a predicted model, not a curated record. NCBI's taxonomy places the organism in Eukaryota, Parabasalia, Trichomonadida, Trichomonadidae. Bases 1 to 657 code for a protein of 218 amino acids. Gene Ontology annotation, cellular component: membrane. The transcript has a single exon.